AUGCAUCAACAAUUGUUGGAAGUUACAGAGUAUGAUGUUAUUAUUCUUGGAACUGGUUUGAUAGAAUCGAUUCUUGCGGGUGCUUUAGCAAAAAUUGGAAAAUCAGUUUUACAUAUGGAUACAAAUAAUUAUUAUGGUGGAAGUUGGAAUUCGCUUAAUUUCAGAGAAUUACUAGAAUUAAUAAAUAGUUUACAAGGUUUAGAUUCUGAUUCUGAUGAAAAUACUCAAGAAAGAAAAAGAGCUUUAACCAUUGAUUUUAUCAAAGCUCGACGACAAGCCUACUCAUCUAUUGAAUAUGAAAUUUAUUCUAAACAACAAGAUGAAAUAAUACACCAUGUUUCAAAAACCUUAUCAAGCUUUGAACAAGUUGAGACAUUGGCUUCCUUGCUUAAAGAAUCAAGAUUAUAUUAUUUAGAUUUGGCUCCUAAAUUAGUUCCUUGUCGUGGUGAAUUAGUCGAGCUACUAAUAACUUCUGGUGUUGGAAGAUAUAUUGAAUUCAAAGCUUUAGAUAAAACAUAUAUUUAUUCCGAGAAAGAAGAUAAUUUUGAUAAGGUUCCUUGUUCGAAAGAAGACGUUUUCACUAGUCAAACAAUACCUUUGAUUGAUAAACGAAAAUUGAUGAGGUUUUUAUAUUUUGCAUUAGAAUAUGAAAAUUCACCAGAAACAUACGAAGGCAAGCUAUCUUUUUAUUUAUUUAUAUGCACGUGUUAUAGAGAGAAAACUUUUAUCAGUUUUCUUCAUGAAAAAUUUCAAAUUCAAGAUAAAUUGUUAUCAGCAAUAUUGUAUUCGAUAGCUUUGAUUCGAACAGAAGCUGAUGUUGUAAAUACUUUAGAAGGUUUAGAGAUGACUCAUAGAUAUUUGAAAUCAAUUGGUCGGUAUGGAAAUGCUGCUUUUUUGGUAGCGCUUUAUGGAGUUGGUAGUGAAAUUGUUCAAGGAUUUUGUCGGGUUUGUGCUGUAUAUGGUGGAAUAUAUAUGCUUGAUCAUCCUGUAAAACAUAUUUUAAUUGAUGAGAAUACAAAAAAAUUUAACAGUUUAAUUGAUGUUAACGAUCAACAACUCUCUUCGACCCUUUUAAUCACAUCAAUUGACUAUAUCCCGAUUAAUAUCAUAGAAGAAGUUAAAGAUACAUGGGAAGUAACUUCUCGUGCUAUUGUAAUAAUUGAUGGUUAUUUACAUCAAGAUUUUGGUGCCAAUAUGACUAUUUUCCCACCAAAUUCUGUUAAUAAUAAUAAAUAUUCAAUUACUGUUCUUCAUCAAUCAUUUUUAACACAAACAUGUCCCGAAAAUAAAUGUGUAUUACACUUAUCAACUAAAGCUAAUAAAAACAGUGCAAAAGAAGAUUUAUUUUGUGCUUUAGAAAAAUUAAUUAAUAUUACAAAUAGUGUCAACAGAGGCAAGUACCAAAAAAAAAAAAAAAUUACAACCAUAAUCAUUACAGUGAUUAUCUAA
Messenger RNA from Entrophospora candida, 1449 nucleotides. The record is from the annotation of a GenBank genome assembly. Lineage: Eukaryota; Fungi; Glomeromycota; Glomeromycetes; Entrophosporales; Entrophosporaceae.